Messenger RNA from Plectropomus leopardus (leopard coralgrouper), 1134 nucleotides. RefSeq names its product urea transporter 1. NCBI's taxonomy places the organism in Eukaryota, Metazoa, Chordata, Actinopteri, Perciformes, Serranidae. Gene Ontology annotation, molecular function: urea transmembrane transporter activity. Gene Ontology annotation, cellular component: membrane. The record is from RefSeq and is a predicted model, not a curated record. Gene Ontology annotation, biological process: urea transmembrane transport.
AUGGAUGUGAAGGAGGCCAGCAGGAAGAGUGCCAGCCGGAGUCGGCGUGUGUUGGACAGCCUGCUGUUAUGUACUGGGGACAUGGAGCACAUGGAUAAGUACAUGCAGGACAAGCCGUUUGUGCUGCAGCUGGCUGUCUGGGGCCUGAGAGGGGUGACCCAGGUGAUCCUAGCCAACAACCCGCUGAGUGGUGCUCUCAUUAUGGCUGCACUGUACUGGGCUUCCCCCUGGCAGGGCCUGCUGGGAACUCUGGGUGUACUGGCCUCUACGCUAACAGCUGUUAUAAUGGGGCAAGACAGUGCUGAGGUGUCAGGGGGUCUCCAUGGUUUUAACGGCAUGUUGGUGUCUCUGCUGAUGGGGGUGUUUAGCUCAGCUGGAGACUGGUACUGGUGGCUGCUGCUGCCUGUCUGCUUGGGGUCAGCUACAUGCGUCUUCCUGUUCAGCGGUCUCUCCUCAGUAUUGGACCGUUGGGACCUGCCUGUCGCUGUGUUCCCCUUCAACACCGUCAUCAUCCUCUACCUCCUUUGUACCGGCCCAGACAACCCCUACUUCCCGCACCACCGAGCUACACCACCGGGGGCGCUGGAACUCAAUGGCACCGAGCUCAUUGCAGUUGAGGUACUGCGUGGCAUCCCCUUGGGUGUGGGUCAGAUCUUCGCCUGUGGUGCCUUGGGCCCCUCUCUCCUCAUCCUGGGAGCCGUUCUGCUCUACUCCCCCCUGCUGGCCACCCAUGCUCUGUUAGGAUCUGCAGUUGGAACAUUAGCUGGUUUAUCCACAGCGGUGCGUCAUGAUUUGCUGUACUCAGGUCUCUCUGGGUUUAAUGGAGCUCUGGGGUGCAUGGCUGUUGGAGGACUCUUCUUCACCUUCAGCUGGAGGACUCACCUCUUUGCCAUUGCCAGCGCCUUCCUCUCUGCAUACGCUGACAUCGCUCUGAGCAAUCUGCUGGGAACAGUUGGUCUCCCAGCAUGCAGUUGGGCAGCUACUUUGACAGUCACGCUGAUGUUGCUGCAGACAGGCAGUUUAGCAGCGUACCGAAUUCCUACUCAUCAAGUUAUGGCUCCUGAACGCAACCUGCACUCCCGCAGCCAAUGGGAAGCUGGAAACACUGCAGACACAAAGAGCACUGAUGUGUGA